GAAAGCUUUCAAAUCCUUUCACUUUUAUUUGCUGCUCUUCAAGUAAAAAAUAUUUCAAGUGCUCGAACAGUCAGUGCAUAAUUAUUAAUAAACUAGCUACAGGCAGUGCCGCACGUGCCACAAAAUGUUGAAUAUUUUAAAUACAAAAAUUUAACAAAAAAAUUGAUUUCAAUUUUUCAAAAAAAUUUAAUUUUUUACUGUGUAAUUAGAUUGUAUUAAAUAAAUAAAGGCUUUGAAAAGUGUAUUAAUAUUCUUAGUAUAUAUUAUUAGAAUAUAAUUGGUUGGACUCCAUCGCAAUUCGGAUUCUCGGUCAACAAAAAAUUCAUUAUCCUGUGAAAAAUCGAUUGAAUUUUUACCGUGCUUCACUGCGUGCUGUCAUAUGUGGAGCUUUUGUAAUUUAGUUCAAUAGUAAUAAAAACGAAAUUGAAACAUAAGCAUAUAAUUUCCGACUAAAGCAAUAUUUAAAAUACAUUAAAACAAACCAAAACACAAUUCUACGCAUGAACAACCAACAUGAUUGUUACAUCUGGUGUGGAUAGCACUGUUACAUUGGGUACUGUUGAGGUCACAACCUUAUUGGGUGCUUUCUUUGGUGUCUUGGUGCUACUUUUGUUGCUCUUCUUAUAUAUAAGUCGCAGAUGCUGCUUUCAUCAUCGCCAUGGCAUCAACUGCUGUGACGAGCGACACUUGGCAGCCAAAUGCGUGCAGAAGAUUACACGCAAACGUCGCUAUGAGAACACCAGCUCCGAUUCGGAGGAGGAUAUGCUGCGACGCCUGCGCUGGCAUCAGCAGAACAAUAAUAUAUUGCCGAAUGGCAAAUUUGUAGGCUAUGGCAUGGGCAUUGAUCAACGGAAUCCGUUGACGGGCCACAGUUUCAAUUAUCAUCAGGCUGACCUGCAGAGGGUGACAGUGACACGUGACCCUUUGGCCAUUGCUGAACGGGGCAAGGUCGGCAUACCGUCAUCCCAUAGCGAGUGCAGCUCCAAUGAUUCCAUCGAGGCAUCUGUCGACAGUCAAACGGGCAUUUUGACAGCCGACAGCAGAGCUGUGCCGGCUGUGUCAGCGCUGAGACACUCCUAUGCCAAGUCACAAAAAUAUCAACAUAAAGUCGACGUGCUGCCACAAAAGGUCGAGAAGGAUAGGGAUAGCGUGGUUGUGGUGCCAAUUACUACUAGUUUAAACAACAACAACAACAACAAUAGCAGCAUAACAAAUCAUAACUACAAUCAAAACAAUAACAACAACAGCAACACCAUCAAUAGCACAGCUACGAACAGCAACAACAACAACAACAACAACGAUGAUGAACCUCUGUUUGAUACCAGCGACUUGCGUUCGAUCAAGUCGGACGAUAUGCUGGUUAGCGAUCCAAAGCUCACAGCUCCUCGUGGACCCAUUGAGCUGGAGAUGUCGCUGCUGUACGAUGCGCCAAUGAGAAAGAUGACGGUGCAUGUGAUGCAGGCGAGAAGUCUGCCACCUUUGCCCAAUGGCCAGCAGACGCACACACAGGUGCGUAUGCUUAUGCUGCCGAAUAAGAAGCAGAAGCACAAGACCAAGAUACGUAGUGGCGAGAAUCCGCAGUAUAUGGAGAGCUUUUUGCUGCAUCGUGUCAAUCCAGAGGACGUCAAUAACAUGGGUCUGCGUGUGCGUCUCUAUGGAUGUGAGCGGUUGCGCAAGGAGCGGCUCAUUGGCGAGGCCUAUGUGAGCUUUGCCACUGUGGACUUGGAGCUGGAGACAAAUCUGUGGCUGCCGCUGGAGCCACGAGUCACAACGUCACUGUUGGGCUCGACUAGCGAUCUGCUGAGUCUGGCCCGAUCGGACAGUGCCGGCUCCACAUCCUCCAUGCAACAUGGCGGUGUCUCGGAGCUCCUGUUGGGUCUGAGCUACAACGGAGUGACGGGUCGCCUCAGUGUCGAGAUCAUCAAGGGCAGUCAGUUUCGCAGUCUGACGCUGAACAAGGCGCCGGAUACGUAUGUGAAGCUGUGCAUGGUCAGCAGCAUUGGCCAGGAGAUCUCGAGAGCCAAAACGUCCAUAAGACGUGGACCCAAUCCGCUAUUCAAGGAGACCUUUGCGUUCCAGGUGGCGUUGUUUCAGCUGAACGAUGUGACGCUGAUGAUCUCGGUGUAUGCCAAGAGGCAUAUGAAGAAGAAUGAGAUGGUCGGUUGGUUUAGCCUCGGACUAAACUCAUCUGGACCGGAAGAGUGUGCGCAUUGGGCCGAUGUUUGUGAAAUGCCAAAAGGUGAGAUAUUGGCGCGUUGGCAUGUGCUGGUGGAUUCCUGAUUCGAGCAGUUGGGCCAGUCCACGGGACGCAGCACCAGAGCGCUCAAGAAAUUGAGCUUUGCUGCGUUCAAGGACCGGUCCAAGGAUAAAGCGCGUAAGGAGUCAGACGAGGCUCAAUUCCCUGCAGACAAUGCGGUUGCAGUCGACAUUGAGCCCGGCCUGGAGCUGGAUUUUGUGUAGAAAAGUUCGAAGGUUACCUUCGACUUUUCGAUUGGAGCUUUUUUUUGGAAAGAAGUAGAGAACCAAUUGGUAUUGAUCGCUGAUCGAUAACUUUGUGUUCCCCCAAGGACUACAUAUUGUAAUUUUUGAAAGAUCUGGCUAGACCAGAUAUGAGCCCACGGGUGGGCAGCAAAAGAGUAUUUGAAACUUGGAAACAAAUCAAAUUUGGCAAGCACACAUUUUUUAUUAAAAAGUGUGAGAAAAAAAAAAAAAAUUAGAAUAUUAAAAUUUUUGUACGCAACUGCAUAAGCAUAACUUGUUACUAUAACGAAAAUAAGGGAAAGAAAACAAAUGAAAAAUUUAAACUUUAUAAUUGUUUGUGAUAAUGAAUACGAUAUAAAAAGAAAAACAAAGAAGCAUUGGGAGCGACAUGUCAAGCGCAUGUGAAUUUUUUGGAAUUACUAUUUCUCUGCAACUCAAACGCAAAUAUUUAACCGCAAAGGUUUUGACGGUCUAACACGACUAGCACUUUUUUUUAUUAAAUUAUUAUAAAUAGAAAAUACCAAAAUACAACAAAAAAUGGAAAAAUUAUAAAAUACCUUACUUAGCAUUGUUAAACAGUUCAACCAGAACAUUUUGCUAUACGAUAAGGGCCAAGAAACGGGCCUCAUAACAUCUGGAAGUGUCGAAAACAAAAUAUUAACAAAUUAUUAAUCAGAACUUUUACAACUAUCAAAACGUAAUCCUAUCCAAUUACAGACUGUUCUGGUUAAAAAUCUGCAAAUUAAUAAGAAAACAAAACAAAAAACCACAAUUGUAGCCAACGCAUAAAACAUUACAAAAGCAACAAGAAAAUUCAUUCGCAUUGUUCCAGUUUUUUAUAUGAAUAAAUAAAUUUCCGUACCUUUGGAUACAAAUUAAAUAAAUACGCACAAACAAAAAUGUAUUGUAUAACCGAACAGAAGUUAAAACAGAGACAGAGCCAGAGUCAGAGAGAUAGAGAUAGAGAUAGAGAAAGAGAGAGAAGUUGAUAUUGAUAAGAAAUUUGGAAAUUUGAAGCCAGCAACACUUAAUCAUAUUUAUAUGCGGGUUGCUUGGAGCAUUCAUAAUUGUAUAUGUAAAGCAACAUUUAAUGUUGUUAACAAAUUCUAUAUACUUAUAUAUAGCAAAGGGGUUUGUGCGGGUUUGAAGCGGAAUGGAACUAUCUAAACUAUAGCAAGAAAAUGGAAAGCUUUAAAAAAUGUCUGUACUAAAUUGAUUUUUUAAUUGUCACAGCAAGUAUUAAACUAUGUACAACAAUUGCUCAUAUGCAAACAAAAAUACAAAAACAAGAACAUGAAACCUUAAAA
Messenger RNA from Drosophila mojavensis, 3788 nucleotides. RefSeq names its product synaptotagmin-14 (gene Syt14). Bases 514 to 2280 code for a protein of 588 amino acids. The record is from RefSeq and is a predicted model, not a curated record. NCBI's taxonomy places the organism in Eukaryota, Metazoa, Arthropoda, Insecta, Diptera, Drosophilidae. The transcript is spliced from 6 exons.